AAUGCCGACAUACGCAAACGCAAUUCACCCGAACCAGUCUUACUAAUGAAUAUACGACUUGUUUAUCAGUGUACCGUUCAUAAAACUACUCGACGACAUCAUUUAGAGCUCAGUGUAGUGUGUGAAUUUGAUCGAGACGAUGUAUUAAUAAUAAAAAAAAAAAAAUUAAAUUUUCUAUAACCAAAACAUGAGUUUUUGCAUCUCGCGGUGGUUCGCACCAGCGAAUACGGCCAGUUUAAUCUUACUGUUAAGUUUGAUGUGUUUUACCGGGAACAUAACUACCCAGAUGUUUCCAUUAACACCAAUCAUGAGAAACAAUGGCAAUGCAAAACAAUUAUCCACUGCGGCAUCGACCACUCCAGGAGUGUCAGAACGACUAGAAAAUUCGGAGCCAUCCAUUUUUGUGUCGAUGCCAAAACUUGGAGCAAAUAAUGGAGCACUUUUGAAAAUGAAUAACCAAGGAAUUGGUACAACGGUCGGCCUAGGAGGUUCUUUGGGCUCCGGAAUUUCAGGUAAAGGAAUCAUCGAUUUAUCACCAUCCACCGGAAUUAACGCAGGUGAGUUGGAAGUAAAAGACCGGGGAUUAGGUGCUUCGGUUGGCAUGGAUAUUUCGUCCGGAUCAGGCAUACAAGGGCCAAAAAUCGGUGGCUCAUUGACUGCAAUCACACCCGAUGGAGCUGGAUUGGGAGUGCAGGCUCAGGGAAUAGGUCCAUCGAUCGGUAUAGGAGCUUCGCUGGAUUCCAGUAUUGCAGGAUCAGGAAAUAUGAAACCACUACCAUCGAUUGAGGCCAAGGUCAAUACUGACAUAUCAGAAGAAAUAAAGGGCGGAGGAUUAGGUUUAUCGGUCGGCCUAGGAGGUUCUUUGGGCUCCGGAAAUUCGGGUAAAGGAAUCAACGAUUUAUCACCAUCCACCGGAAUUAACGCAGGUGCGUUAGAAGUAAAAGACCGGGGAUUAGGUGCUUCGGUUGGCAUGGAUAUUUCGUCCGGACCAGGCAUACAAGGGCCAAAAAUCGGUGGCUCAUUGACGGCAAUCGCACCCGAUGGAGCUGGAUUGGGAGUGCAGGCUCAAGGAAUGGGUCCAUCGAUCGGUAUAGGAGCUUCGCUGGAUUCCAGUAUUGCAGGAUCAGGAAUAAUGAAANUGGAUGUAAAAGACCGGGGAUUAGGUGCUUCGGUUGGCAUGGAUAUUUCGUCCGGAUCAGGCAUACAAGGGCCAAAAAUCGGUGGCUCAUUGACUGCAAUCGCACCCGAUGGAGCUGGAUUGGGAAUGCAGGCUCAAGGAAUGGGUCCAACGAUCGGUAUAGGAGCUUCGCUGGAUUCCAAUAAUUUAAAGUCGAAAACUAUGGUGCCACUACCUUCAGUUGAAGCUGACGGUAUUGCUAGCAUAUCAGAAGUUAAGGAUGAAGGAUUUGAAUCAUCGGUUGGCGUUAAAGCGGCUCUGGGUUCUAAUUCUUUGGGAUCAGAAUCUAUCAGAGCACAACCGUCAGUAGGAGUUAAUGGCACCUCUAACCUGUCGGAAGUGAAACAAGGAUUAGGUAUAUCAGUUGGCAUGGAAGUUUCUUUGACCAAACAAGCAAUGGAAACAUCAGUUGACAUGGGAUCUUCAACAAGUAUCAAUCAAUUUGAAACAACGACUAUAAAUUUAUCUUCACAGACUGAAACUAUCACCGAAACAACAGAAUUUAGAGAUGGGCAGAAGGAAAUUUCUAAUGACAACAGUAUGCCACAGGGUUUUCGGAAACAAUUAGAUUUGACGACCUUGAAAACGUUACCAUCAACUGAAGUGUACGAAGAAACAACGGAUAUCAAGGACUACCAAACAAUGUACGACGUGGAUGUUUCAACGUCAUCGUCAGAAAAUUUGGGCAUCGUGGAUAAACAGCCAACCACUUUUGAAUAUUCUGAACCCAUGGGUACUUCAUCUGUCAGUACUGAAAAAUCAUCCGAAACAUGGAUACAAAAGAUACCUACGACAGAAAAACUACAAUUCAGAAUGCCAAAAGCUCCGCCGCAAGCAUCUGCAGAACAUUAUAUAUACUCUGGCAAAGCUGUGUGGUUUGGUCAAAUAAUCACUAACGUACUUUAUGGAGCUCCUUGGUCAGCGUAUCAGACCAAUUCUAAAUGUGUGGAUGACAUGCGAACAUACAACAUGCAUGUGCAGAAUUACACUUUAUGGGCUUCCAAAAGUAAGUGACUACAUUUGAUUUUAAAUCGAGAAUUAUUAUUAUUAACCUCAAUCAUUCAUAUUAUCAUCACCAGUUAGUAUUUUUUUAAUGCUCAUCAAUAUGUAUUAUAUUAUUAUAUUGUUGUUCUUUAAUGGAAAUUAUGACUUUAAAAUAAUAAUCAGUCUGAUGUACAAAUAAAACAAAUACUAAAAUAAUAAACGGUACUGAUUUUUGUGAUAAGUAUAAAUUAAAUUUUUCGUUCCUUUUUAAAUUAGGACGUUAUUUUGGACAUACAGUAAAAAGAUUUUGAUUUAUGACCUAGGACAAAGGGGCGCAAGGUCAAUUUUAGAUGCGAUUAUAAUUAAACGUAAAAAUAAUAAAUAAAUGAUAUAAUUAUUUUAUCCGAGAUAUUCGACGGUAUUUUAAUAAACAUUAACAAAAUAUAAAAAUAAAUGUUCCAAUUUAACAGUCAGAAAUAUUUUAGGCAAUGCCUCUCAAAAAUGACUAAACUCUUCUAUAUUUAUAAUAAUGAUAAAAUUAUAUUGUUAUACAUGUAAUAAUUGCAUAUAAAUAAAAUUAUUACAUUAAUACGUUUUUUUUUUCAUUUUCGUCUAAAUAUCUUCACGCCCAAACGGCGAUGUUUAAAUGUCCGCAUCCAUUUGUCCUUGUUCGAAGAGUUUUAUAUCGGAGUAUAUUCCUCGGACCUGGCAAAUGUAUUGUUUGUAGAUUUAUGUUCACAUAUUUUCGGUUAUAUAAUACAAUACAUCGUCAUAAAAAUUACUAUUGAUGUAGCUUAUUGAUUUUUUUUUCGAUUUCAUUAUAUUCACAAGAUCCGAGUAAUCCAAAUAUAUAAAAAAUAAUACAUACCUAUAUUUUAAAAAUACCUCAUACAGCCUCUUACUAACAUUAACUGUUUUAUAAUUUUAAUAAAUUCCCAUGCUUAAUUAUUGUAUACAAAGGAUAAAUAUCGCAUAUUAUUCUGUCGCAUAUGUUUGUAGCUAUGGUAUAGGUAAAGCAUUAAUUUGCAUUAAAUACCUCUUGCGUUUAGAAGCUUCACAAACAAAAUAUAAUAUAGUAAACAAUCUAUUUAUAAAUUAAACAUAUAUUAACUUCAUGUUUGAGAAUAUAUAAAUUAUAAAAAAUGGCCAUAUAUCAUAAAUACAAUUUUCCGUUCAGUUAAAAAUGUAUACAUUAUAAUACAUGUAGGUACUUACAAAGAUGUUAAAAUUCUAACAGAAUUAGUGUUAAAAUUAUAAAAUAAUGCUCGGGUGGUAAUAAAAAAAAACCUUUUUAAAAACCUAACAAGAAUAUAAGAAGUAAACAAUUUAACUAAUCAAAUAGUUUUGGAUCAGCGAUUUCUUUAAGGGUAAUAAAUUAUGUAUAAAUAACUUUUAUACGCAUUUUUGUAUUUUAAAAAUGUAGUGUUGUAAAUCUGUGUUAAACAAUGUAAUGACUCGUAUAUUUUAAUUAUAAAAUGAGUAUCAAAAUUAAAAAAUGAAACGGACAACGAAAUUAUAAUCAUUAGAUUAUCUUCAGCAAUAAUUGUUUGACUUUUGCAUUCUUAUUUUGUGAAAAUAAAUAUUGUUAAACACUUAUUAUAACGUCUAUUUAUGUAUGUAUUUAUCUAUGUAUGUAUUUUUUUACCAUAAACCAGCAAUUUUCUCUAAGAAUUUGAAGUAAAUAUAUUUUCUGUUUUGUUUUUUUAAUCAUUUAAGCUUUAUUUUAACACCAUUUUUAAUUUUUUAGUCCCACUCCAUAUACCUUAAAUAGGUUUAUACUUUUGGUUUUCAAAUCAGAAUCCCACUUUUAGAACACAGAUUCAAAUAUACAAUAAUCUUUUAGACACUUUGGUAUGCAUAAUACUAAUAUCAGAUUUACCGUUUACGAGUUAUAACAGUUUAAAGUUUAGACAGGAGGAUGUUGGAAGGGUAAUAAAUUGCAUACACAUUUUUAAAUAAUAAAUUCACCAAUCUAAAUGAAAAAGUACGAAUAAUUUUUUUUUGAAAAGUGCCUGUUUAUUUAUUUGUUACAAACAAUAUGAAUUCAAAAUUUAGUAAUAAAAAGAUGAGAACUCUCCACAAUUGUUUCAAAAUAAUCAAUUUUACUUAAGAUACAAACAGGAAAAAAACAUGAUAACAAAAUAAUAAAUAAUUUAUUCAGUUGCAUGAUUAGGAAUGAGAAUAAAUGUUUGUUGAAUAAUUUUUUUAAAACAAUAGACUUCCCCUCUCAUAAGAUCCGAGAAGGUGUAAACAUUUAAAUAUCCCUGAUCACAAAAAAAAUGUUGCGACACCAAAAAUCUUAACCUAUGAACGCCACUUUUUGGUAUAAUAUAUUCAUAUUAACAGCGAUAAAUUAUUUAUUUUUAAUAAUCAGUUAGAUGAUGUUUUAAAAAAUAUUAUAAAUACAAAUAUAAUUAACAUAAAUACACGUGAUGUAUAGCUAUUACACAAUGUGUUGUUUUUGGUUUUCAUAAAAUUGAUUUUAAAUAUUUAUUUAAACAUACUUAAAGCUGAUUAUAUUAAUAUAUUUAAUUAUACUUAAUUAUACUUUAUAAUUAGGACCAGAUAUUCAUAAUUAGGCAAUUGUAUCAAAAAUCUUGGGAAUUUGAUAAAGAGGUUCACACACUUUUCGUGGACUUUAAAAAAGCGUAUGAUAGUAUCCAUAGAGAGAGUCUAUUGAAUAUUAUGAAAGAAUUUCAUUUUCCACAAAAGCUGGUCAAUUUAGUAUCUAUCAGCGUCAUGGAGACCUUGAUAAGGAUCCAGAUAGGAAAUUUAGUAACUGAACCGACAACAGUGAACUCGGGGCUAAGACAAGGUGAUUCGCUAUCGCCGAUUCUGUUCAACGUGGUUUUGGAAAAGGUUAUUAGAGAAAUGAAAAUUGGUUCUAACGAGGGUAUUAGAUUACAAGACACGUCGAUAGGUCUACUUGCUUAUGCUGACGAUAUAGUAUUGAUGGAAGAGUCUCAGGAUAGAUUGAAGAUUUUAUUCAGUAGAUUGCAUAAAGCAGCAUCAAAAGUAGGACUAUGUGUAAAUGAAGAAAAAACGGAGUAUAUGUUUUUGAGUAGACGGGGACUACCUUUUUGGCAAUCCAUAAAAAUAGAUCAAUAUGAAUUUAAAAGGGUAGAACAGUUCAAAUACCUAGGGUCUAUUUUGUCUGAGAAAAAUAAUGUAGCAAUCGAGGUAGCAGCAAGAAUCCAAGCUGGGAAUAAAUGUUACUAUGGACUGACUAAGGUACUAAGCUCACGAGUAGUGUCGCGAAGAAUGAAAGAACAAUUAUAUACGUCCUUAAUACGACCGGUUGUAGUGUAUGGAUCGGAAACAUGGCCACUCAGAAAAAUGGAUGAGCAUAGAUUCAUGGUCUUUGAAAGAAAAGUGUUGCGGAAAAUAUAUGGCCCGGUCAAAGAUGAAAUAACUGGUGAGUGGAGACGAAGAAAGAACUUAGAGCUGGAAACACUAUACAGCAGUUCAGAUAUUUUGGAGGUCAUCAGAGGCAGAAGACUACGGUGGACUGGCCAUGCUUGGAGGAGCCAAAAUCCACUAUUACAUGCUGUGAUUGAACAAAACCCUGUAGGUAAAAGACCUCUGGGGAGACCAAAAAUGCGAUGGGAAGACAAUAUAAAAAAGGAUGUUGAACAUUUAGGAGGCUGUGCCAAUUGGAGAAAUCUGGCAUUAGAUAGAGAAGGAUGGAAGCUUGGUUGUGAGACGGGAUGGUCUUAACGGCCCAAUAAACCCAAAAAAAAAAAAAAAAAAAAUACUUUAUAAUUAUAUUAUACUUUAAUUAUAUUUAAUUAUUAUUUAAACAUACUCAAUUAUUUUUUCUAUUACGCAUUUAUACAAAUAACAUAAUAUUAUAUAGUAGAUUAUUAUUUUGGUUGAAAAAUGAAUAAAAAUAACCAAUGACGUCAGAUAUUCAUAUAUAUUUUACUAAUACAAUGCAAGGACGAUUUUGGUUGUUUUUGGUUUUCAUAAAAUUGAUUUUAAAUAUUUAUUUAAACAUACUUAAAGCUGAUUAUAUUAAUAGUAUAUUAAUAUAUUUCUCAAUUAUUUAUUCUGUUACGCAUUUAUACAAAUAACAUAAUAUUAUAUAAUAGAUUAUUAUUUUGGUUGAAAAAAGAAAAAAAAAAUAACCAGUGACGUCAGAUAUUCAAAUAUAUUUUACUAAUACAAUGCAAGGACGAUAUAUCAAUAUUUCGUACACUAUCGCAAACUUCCAAACAUACGGGGUUAUUAGGUGAAAAAUUGUAAAGGUAGGAUAUAGAUGGGAAUUAAUGUAUACCUAUACUCAACGAAUGACUGAACAAAAAACGGUUCUGAGCGGAAUUCGGUAACACGUGUUUUGUAAGGCCAUAAUAAUUACGAUUUUCGUCAAAUUUAAUACUAAAAUUCUUAUAAAAAAAAAACUCUACAUGGCACUCAUUUUUUUUUCACAUUAAGUACUACUUUAAUAGACUUUCAAGCAUUUCUGUUUAAUCUAACAAUUUUAUUCACAAAUAUAAAUUACGUAAAAAACUCCCAAAUUUAUGUAUUUAUAUAAUUGUAUAAAAUUAUAUAUAUAAAUAGCUUUAAAAUGACUAAAAUGUUUUGUACAUUUUACCACGUCUAAAAAAAGUUAAUAUACGUUUUUUGUCCAAAUUUCAAGUUUCUAUGAAUAUGUUAACUGAGUUACAAUAAAAAAACCAAAAUUAAAAAUAAUAUAAUCGUAGAUUUUCCCGUUUUGCCUAUCUUUUUGCCCGGUUUUUUCACAAUUAUUAAGAAAAUUUUUUGAAAAAUCAAAAAAUAACCUUAAAAUUUUCUUUCACAAAAGAUACUACACUUGAAAAUCAAAUCAAGAUUUCUAGAAGAAAAAUUAUUUAAAGGUAAAUUAAAAAAUACAAAAAUUAAUAUUAUUAUUUUUAAAGCAAUACAUUUCUCGCUUCGCUCAGAAUAUAAAAUAAUCUCUUUCUCUUUGUUCUCCUACGCAUAUUAUCAAGUUGACCCACACUUCGUGAAGAAGGCUUAAGUAAUUUGAUCAAAAGAGGCUAGGCUCCCAAAACCCCCUCAAUCGUUUUUGUUUUAUAGAUGAUGGGUCUCCCGAAUUUUGUAGGUUUCACGGGUAAAAAAAGUUCACCACGCCACUAGAAGGAAGUGUAACCCACAAAAAUUAUCGCGAUCCAAAUGUUAUAACAAUAUUCCAAAUAUGUGUUUUGAUGAAAUCGCUACACUAAAAAAAUGAUAAUACUGUAUCUACCAUAGGUCGAGUUAAAGUUCACUACUAAUUAAUGUGAUUACGUUUAUACACAUGAACACACAGACCAAGAGGAAGGAGCGAUUGAAAUAUAACAAUAUAACAUAACGUUUUCCCCGUUGGAAAAUUAAAAAAAAUCUAAAAUUUUACCACGGAUUAAUUACGUACCUAAGAACAAUAAAUAGCUGAAUAAAAUAUUUGUCGAUAUUUUGACAUUUUCUUUCCUGUCCCAAAAGCCAAAGUACAAUCAAAAAUGCUGUAUGAAGUGACAAGGCCAAAAGUUAGACUUCGUUCUCCCCCAAUAGUCACAAAUUAAAUUAAAUUGUUGUCGACCUGCAUAAUGUUAUGUAAUAUAUACCUACCUAACAUAAUGUUUGUAAACAUCUAUUUUUAUUAUUAUUAUUAUUAUUUUUUUUUUUAUUUGAAUACAUGAAAACAUCAAGGUGAAUGGCAUUGUUAUAUUGUAUACAAAUAUAAAUAGUUACCCGAUACAGUAAUAUUGUCACGAUGUAUACAUCUGUAACACUGGCCCCUCGCAAUUUAUAACUCGUUUUCUUAUUCGUUUGAAUGACGUACAACAAAUGUAGUUUUCCUUGUAAACCGAUAGCUUGUAAGUUUCCUUGUAUUUGAAAUAAAAUAAUAGUAGUUUUAAAGAAAAAAAAAAAACUCCGUAAUAAAUAAUUACGUUUAAAUUAAUAAAAAUGUAAAUUUUUUAGUAAUUGAAAAUAAUAUAAGUAUUAAACGAUGAGUACCUAUAUAAAAUAUUCGGAUUACGUAAUUUUUUUUUUCUAAUCAAAUGCAAACAAAACGUAGAUACAUCAAAUCAUACAUCAGAAUCGAAUAAAAUGUUUUUUAUUCUAUAUACGAGCGUAUACAACACAAUAAUAAUAUUUGCAAGAGUGCAGCUCCGCUCUCAAAAUGCGUUUCUAAUUUCAUAACCCAGUGUCCGGUGAGACUCUUGGAAAUUAAUAAUAUUAACAAUUAAAUUAUUAAAUCCCCAAUGAACCCAUGAAUUCAAACUUGAUGAAAAUCUAUCGUAAUAGUUUGAAACCGCCUCUUAGCUCCAGUUAUAAUAAAUAUUACCAAUGUUUCGAUUCUCAUUAAUUAUCUUGGUUGAUAAUUAGUUGAACGUACCGGAUUGGAGAUUUUGGCUAAUCGUACUCAAUAUCUAAAUAGCCUAAUUAAACAGCUUACAUACAAAAUGGUCAAUUUAAGUGGGUAUAGUCGUUAUCUCGGAAAGUAUUUACUUUUUCAGCCUUUUUUUUUUUUAAAAAAAAAAAACAUUUAAGAAACGAUCAGUUUUACAAUUUUACAUUGACGUAAUUUUUUUCACCCUUAUUUUGUGAGUGAAACCACUAUCUACUUUAGAUUUUUAAAUGAAACUUAUAUUAAUAAUUUCUCAUAUAGGUGGAGUAUAAGUUUAUAUUAUUUUUGGUUUAGAAAUGUUUGAUUUUCAUCAACCGUUGACGAUUGAAUAGGAUUCCACUACUCUACCUCUACCCAAAAUCAAAAGUAGAUUAUCUCAUUUACUAAUUGAAGAAAAUCAAAAAAAGGCCACAUUAAAAUGAGUUUAAACUAAUACUUCAUUUAUUAUUUUUAGAAUUUCCAAUAAAGUUACUGGAAAUCAAAAGUCGGUAGUGGUUUUAUUUCCAAAACUGAGGGUGACAAAAAAUAACUUAAAUGUGAAAUUAUGUAGCUGUUUGUUUCUUUAAUGUACUAUAAAACAAGUUCCAAAAAACUUGAAACUUUCCCAGAUAAUUAGUGUACUCACCUUAAUGCAUUACCUUGUAUAGGAUGAUAAUGUUUGGGGUAUCACUAUCCCCCAUCGAAAUUUUUCACCUAAAAAUCCAGUAGCGUAGCCAAGAAGGAUGGUACGCCCAUUUAUCAUUAUGAUGCUGUAUGCUUUUAUAAUCUGAGCAUAAAAAGGAAUUUAUUGGUUAUACUAUGAUGUAUUGUUUCUUUUUUUUUUUUAAUUUUUUUAUUGAUUAUAAGGUUUUCUCAGCAUUAUAAAAAUAUCGAAAAUCGGUAAAAACAUAUCGCCUAAUUUACAAGUUUUAACUCCUCCCAAAAAAACUCAGAUCUAAAUAAACCACUGUAGUCCUAUAGUUGUAUACUAUAUUUACCUAAAGGACUAAUUCAUAAUCGAUUUUACCAAACAGUAUUAUGAAAAAAACACGUGGAAUACGAAAAACACUUGGAAAGAUUGCAACACGUUUUAUAGACAAUAAAUAAUACAAUUUAACAUUUUCCACUACUCUUUAACUUUUUAUAUUAAUAACAUUUGUUUGAUAUCAUAGAAUAUGACAUUAUUUUAUUAUAGUCAUCAGUACCGGCCCUUCGUGCUAAGUACGAUAGUACGAUGAACUUUUUAAUGAAGGUAUCAUUAGAUAAUAUGAAACAUUAAUAUCAUAUGUUUAUUUCUGAAUAUUAGAUAUCUGAAUAUUUAUUAUAAUAGGUACAUUUUUAUUUAUAACAUUUUUUUUCAGUUAUUAUCACAUCUUUAGGUUCUUCUUUUUAUAUACAAUUAACAUGAUAUCACCUUAUCUAGUACUGAUUAAUAAUUUCGAAUAAGUAAAAUAGGUGUUCAAAGAAAUUGUUUUUAGAAAUUAUAGAUUAUUAAUAAACUAUUAUAGUUAAUCGCUAUAGUAAUAUACAGAUUGUAUUUAAGGCUAGAUUAAUUCACAUAAACCAUAAAAUUAGGCCUAAUAUUAGAUUUAAGUAUAUAUGUAUUUCAAUUUGUCUAAAAGAUUGAAAUUCAGAAGAACGGAAACAUUUUAAAACUUGUGCAAAAUAAAGUAGCGUAAUAGGUAACAGUGUUUAUAAAUUUAUAUUUAUUAAAUUAAAAAUUAUAAAAUUUACUAAAUUUACUAAAUUUAAACGUUUAGAAAAUAAUUAUAAUAAUUAAUAAUCACUAUAAUUAUACUUCCUUAUAAGCGAAUCAUUUUACAAAUUUACAAAUACGAAUACAAAUUUUUAUUGAAAUACAAUAGUGUAUAAACUAUUUAAAUAUGGAGUUCAUGUCAAAUUUCAAAUGAUUUUGACGUAUUUUUCGGUUUUCGUUGAACUCAGAAUAUAAACAACAACAAAAACACCUUUCGAGAUAUCAGUUACCUGUCUUAUCUGUGUUCAAAUUGGGUACCCGUAAUAGCCGCAUGCAACUUUUUAAACAUUUUUAUUACUCUUAAAAGUUUUAACCAAAAACACACAUAUUAUUGUUGUAAAACAAAAUAGUAUAAUGUGUACUUACUCGGUCCACUCCAUAAAAUUCAUUAAAAUGCAUAAAACGUAUUUUUCUCAUUUAUGGCAUCUGUUACCUAUGUCGUCGCAUUAUGUAACACCGUGUAAAAAUAAUUUGUCUUUAUUUUUCCAUUUUUAAAAAUGUAUUUAAAUAAAUACUUAUUGCAUACUUUAAUUUAACUACAUACCUAUGAACUAGACAACGAUAUCGGUAGAAAGCAAAAGUCUCAUUUCACUCACCUCAGUAAAUAUAAUUAUUUUAUAAUAUUAUAAUAAAAUGUGCGUCAUAUUCCAAAAAAAAUAUUACUCCUGAAGGAGUGAUUUUUAAAAAUGAACGCUUAUUUUGGUCGUCUUAUCUGGGGUAUAAAACGAAAAUUGUUCACUUUAAAAUAAUACAUUUAUACAUAAUUAUCAAAAAAAUAAUUUUAUUUGAAGAACUCUGAAUCAAAAAAAAAAAGGUUAAAUUGUUUUUUCUUGUCCAUCCAGAAAUUUUGUAAAAUAUUUUAUAUUGAAUUUAACUAUGAAAAUUGUAUUCACAAUAUACUUGUUACAAGAAAAUAUAAUUGAUUUUAAGUUUUAAUCCAAAUUCCUAUGUAAUAAUUAUUUUUUCUUUUUAUUGCAUACGUUUUUUUUUUUUUUUUUACUUUAUUAUCAAUUUCACUGAUAUUUUGUGUAAUAAUAUCAUAGGUCAUAAUAAUAUUGAGUUUUAUAUGUAUACAGUGUUAGAUGCUACAUCAAAAGGACCUGAAGGACUUUUGGAUGGAAAUACUUUCAGUUUCGGAAAUUUCGACCAAUGUAUGAGUACGAAAUCUAAAACUCAAGGUAUAUCAGGUGGAUACAGUUUAGUCGAUAUAGAUUUUCGACCUAGUUUGGACGUGUACCCGGGAUUUUACGACGGCGAUCACUCGAAAGAUUACGACCCACCUGACGAAGAUAAGUCGAUGUGGGAAGCAAUCAAAGUAAUUACUAUAAUAAUCGUAUAUUAUUUUCCGUUCAAUAGUAUUCAAUAAAAUAACCAGUUCUCGUAAUAUUAUCAUUGCGGCACAACUAUAUAAACAAACUUGAUAAUUGAUUAAUUAAGGUCAAUCAAUCAAGAACUGUAUUUUAAUAUUAUAAAAUCGUGUUUAUUAUUUAUAUACUAUAUUUUUUUAUUAUAGGUACUUACAAUUUUGUGUUAUUCGUCUUUUUUAUUAUACUAUAUUAUUGGUAUAUGGUUUUAAUAGCCAUUAAUUUGAAUUGCCUUCGACGUCCGCUUAAAUAUUGUUAAACAAUAAUUUCCCUUUAUUAAGUCAUAUUAUUUUAAUUUGUUUAGCAUAAUGUACAGGAAGAUUUCGUUCAACGCCACAUGUACCAAUGGGCAGUUUGUUUACCAGACACCUGUCAAUCGGAAGAUGUCCAAAAGAUCGUGAGCAACGCAUUAGUACCGGAGUUGAAACGUUUUGGAUUUGAAGCCAACGUGACCAUUAACCCAUUAUUGCACACAUCUAUUAAAAACACAUUCAAAUACACGGCGGGUUUCUACUUUGUCUGGUAGGUACUCGACAAAAUUCGAAUAAGUACUUUGAUGUGGGUAAAACGGGUAGGUACUAGAUAUACCUACCUAUUUCGGUAUGUAAUAUUAAUAUUCGUCGUCUGUUUUAAUAUUAUAUUUCCAUAUUUACAGUGCGAUGUAUGCAUCCGUCGCCAUAUUUGUCUUUAUAGCUACUUUAUACGAUUUGAUUUACUUGCAAUACCGACCCAAAUCUAAACACGGUCCAAUGAGUAAGUUUGUGUAUACUUUUUGUUUUGCAUGCAUACAUUUAUCGUAUUUCUUUAUUUCGACAGAACAAAUCAUGAAACCGUUUUCACUUAUCUCGAAUUUGGAACGAUUGCUGAAACCAUCGGAAACCGAAGAAUUUUCAAUAAUCAACGGACUUAAAGUGUGUGCCAUUUUACAAGUUAUCAUUGGCCAUAGGUGGUUCAUGGAGUUCGGUAAUCCACAAUCGAAUCCCAUAUUUGUUCACUGGGUGUGUACACAAUUAUUAUAAUUUAUUACCUACACCUUAAUAAAAAAAAUAAAAACAGUGAUGGUAUUUGUUUAGGUUAUCCAUAACGUCUGGUUCGGAUACUUUAAGUGUACCAUAUUUUUGGAAACGUUCUUUGUGAUCAGCGGAUUUCUCACUUUCCAUAUCAUCACAAAACAACUUACCGAAAAAAAACGUUUGAACUUUAUACCCAUUAUGAUUUACAGAUGGUUAAGGUAGAUGCUUAAUUAAAACACUGUACUAUAGGAAACGAAAUAGGUGAGAAAAAUAUAACGUUUGUUGCAUACUUGCAGAAUAUUCCCAGUUUACGGUACUCUCAUAGCGACGUAUAUUUUCAUACUCCCGUAUCUAAAUGACGGUCCUUAUUGGAGGGAGAUCAUAUACAGAGAAUCGGAAAGAUGUCAAAACAAUUGGUGGACAAACAUGCUGUUCAUUAACAAUUAUGUUCACACCGAUCAAUUGGUAAUUCAAUAAACUAUAUUAUACUACUGACCGUUAUCCGCGUUACGUCCGCGUAGUUGUUCAUGGUGUUUUCUCUCUACGGGGUGUACGAAAGAUAAAUAUAUCAUUGCUGUAGAUAAAACGUGAACAGGCUCUAAAUAGUUAGAAACAGCAACAGAAAAUUAAACGAAUUAAAAAAAAAAACGAAAACGAUUUUCAUCGAAAUUACACUUAUUCCGCUCAUUCCCUAUUUUACCUGUUUUUCCAAAGUCGACUGUUCACACAACAUUCAGUUUUGCAAUCAUGUGCUAAUACCAAAAUCGACCAUUGAUUACUUUCGCACAUUCAAAAUUUGACUGGCGUAUGCACACCGGAUCUCCCCUCAUUUGACAUACACCGUAGGACCUAGAAACUUUUAGACCGCGCGAGAAACAUUCCUGGAUAUUCUAGGAAAAUUCCUCGUCGGCAAAAUAUCGAUGUCAGUAAACGGUAUAACAAUAUAUAUAUACAUGAGUGAUGUAAAAGUAAACGGUCUUGUCGUAGACAGGGUGAAAAAUCAAAGUUUGUCAGUAGUCGAUGAUAAAUGCACAUGCACACCGUCCCGGAACAAUGGUAAUUCCAAGUUUUAUAUCGGGUGAACGUGUCGCCCCACAACCGCGCACCCUGUUUUAGCCGAUGGCUAGUCAGGAGGCGCGGAGGUUCAGGAGGAUCCGGAGCAGCAGGCCGGUCCGGCGUUCUCUCUUGUCGUUCUAGAGACGACAAGCGCUGCGGAAUCCCAAACGCUGCCCAUCCCCCACCGUGCUCGACCGGGAGUAUCGUCGGGCCGUAAUCCUCCACCGUCGGUUUACCCGGAUCGGGGAACGUCCCUGAGCUCUGAGUGGACUCUUACACGGAACGCUCGCUCGUGUUUUGCCCGUACAGUCUCCGUCUUCGAUAUCAAGCCGGGCUUACAGCUGUCGCCAUACCACUACCCGAGCAAAAGAUGAACGGAAUCCCAGAACGGUUAGACCCAAAAAUCACAUCAAAUUACGUUAUACAAAUCGAUCAACAUAAGACAUUCGUUAUCUCGGAAAAUAUUAACUUUUUUCGGAAUUUGUAUUUUAGAAAAUUUAAGAAAUUAAUAGCUCUGAAAGUGUAUAUUAUUCUUUUAUUUGUCAGCCUUAUUUUAGGGAGGUGAAACUACGAACUCCUUUUGAUUUUAAAAUGACAAUCUGUGUUUAAAAUUCCAUAAAUAGAUGGAGUAUUAAUAAAAAUCAAUUUUGGUGUUGAAAUUUCUGAUUUCCGUCAAACCGUUAACGAGAUAUUCUACUUUUAAUUUCCGACGGAGGCAAAAUAGCGGUACACCGUUCGUGUAGUGGCACGGCGUUUUAUUAGUGUUCCACCACUCUCCUCCCGCUGAAACUUAAAAGUAGAAUAUCUCGUUAAUAGGUUGACGAAAAAUCUGAAAUUUCAAAACCAGACUAAUUACUAUUGGAAAUUUUAAUUUAGGUUGCCAUUUGAAAAUCAAAAGUAGAUAAUAGAUAAUUCACCUAUUUAGAAUAAGGGUAACAACAAAUAAAUAUGAUGUAACAUUUUAAAGCCGCUUAUUUCUUAAAUGAUCUAAAAAACAAAUUCCGAAAAAAAUUAAUACUUUCCGAGAUAAUGAAUGUCUUACGUUAUGUUGAUCACUCUGUAUAUUAUUGGAUAACCACGGUCCCGUAAUAUUAAACAUCAUAUGUGCGAAAGAGACAGAUGCAUUUUCAACCACUUCAAACGCACAUAGCUCCACUCCACCUAAAUCCACUCAAACCAAAUUAUUUCGAAAUCAAUUGAAAAUGCUACGCUACCCUCACACACAAACAGUGUAUUACAGUCAGUUAUUACGGAGAUAAUCGAGCCUAUAGUAGGGCGACAACACGUCCCAUAUUUCAAUUGUGUCCCGUUGUUCCGCCAAGAGUUUUAUACGUAACGCAUUUUGUCCCGUUUUUCCUAAUCUGUCCCGUAUUAAUCCCGUUUUUCCCAUACUAUUAAUGGAUAACUUCUAAAAUGUAUUUUUUGUCUUUAUGACAUUGUUCAAUAAAAUCUCUACUCGACAAUGAAAUUUUGGAUUAUUGUUUUGACCAUUUGAACGGAUUUAUUUUGUAUUUUUUACGGUAUACAAUGAUCAUUGUGAUAAACAUUUUAAAAACUACUCUUGUAAUAAGUUUUACAAUAGUUUACUAAAAGAUAAUAAAUUGCUCGAUGGAAAUUGGCUCAUCACACAAGUCCACACAAACAGCGGAAGAAGAAAUUGACCGAUUAUCGUCAUCAAAAUUAAAUUGUUCUUGUGUACAAAUAUUUUAUUCGCAUUUACAAAACAUUUACAGAGCCCAUAUUUAUUUUUUAGUUUUUGCAUUAUAUUUACAGUUGGGUUAAGGUAUGGUACGUGACGUUUAAUUUGUGUUUAUAAAUGUCCCGUAUUUUUAUGAUCGCCCUAACACAAACGCAUUUUUAUUAUUUAAUAUUAAAUUGAUUGUGUUUUGUAAAUUAUAACAAUAAUAAUAUAACGCAUUUUAAAACCAUGUUUGUUCAAUUUAUAGUGUAUCAUCCCAUCGUGGUAUUUAGCGUGCGACAUGCAUUUCUUCGUAAUCGGCACACUGCUCACCUACGCCAUUUGGAAAUGGACGAAACCCGGUUUGUUGACGCUCGGCGCGUGUUUGAUUGCGUCGACAAUAAUACCAGCUUACGUUAUACUAAAAGACCAGCAUUGGGGAACAGCGCCAGUUACGCCGGAGUAAGUUUCUGUAGUAAUAGUAAUAAUAAUUUGAAUAAUAAGAGUUAGUGUAAUACCUUAAGAGAACGUUACACGUGCAUUUGUAGUUUCCGCCUUACAGACGCGCGACAUAACAAAUUUGUAUUUAACAGAACUAAUUUUGGGCUGCAAUUUAAUACUAAAAUGAAAUGACCAAUUAAUUAUGAAGUUUUUAUUUUUUUAGUUAUUUUAAUUUUUAAACGAAAUAUGGGCGUAUGAAAAUAAAUAGUAUACAAUUUAUAUAAAUGUUUAUAUCCUGACAAAAAAUUUAACUAUAGUUGCGAGAAAAAAAACCAACGUACAAUCAUGUACACAUAUUUACACCUUUAAGUUUGGUUAUGCGUCAGUUCACUCAAAUAUUAAAACUGAAAGUACAAAAUCAUUUCUGUUUAAUAAAAAUAUGUGUUUGUAAAAAAUAGACAAAAAAACGAUCGGACAUAAUUUGCACGACGGAUGGGCCACUGUUGUAUGUGAGAAGUUGGGAAGGUAGAGGGGAAAUUUAAUGUAAACCGGUGCGCAACGAUUAAUCGUUGUUAACGAAAAAAGAUUUUAAGCGGAAUUCUGUUAUACAUGUUGUUGUUAAAGGCCGUAAUAUUUACAAUUUGAAAAUAAUACACAUUUCGUACAUUUUCUCGUUUUUCCUAUUUAUUAAGAAAAUUCUCGGGGAAAUAAAAAAAUGACGUUCCUAAUGUACCGUCCCAGUCAAAUUUCGUUUCAGGAAAGGUGUGUUACAGUUGAAAUUCGAAGCAAAAUGUCUGAUUAAAAUUUGAUCACAGAAAAAAAACAAUAAAAAAAAAAUAAACAUUAUUGCAAAACCAAUACAUUCCUCGCUCUGCUACCAUGUUGUAUAGGUACCAUUGAUCACGUAUUUACGAGCGUACUUUUGUAUCGAUAAACAGCGAUAUCAAUACGACAGAAAUCUUAAUGGAAUUUAAAAAAUGUCGCGAAUCUAGUUAAAAACCGUAAAAAACAGAUUAUUAAAAAAAAAAAAUAGUUAACAUUAGGUUAAUAUAAAAUGCAUUAUGCUCUUAUACUUCUAUGUAAACAAUAUUACUAUUGAAUUAUUUAUGUUUAAUAUAAAACAUUUAUUAAUAAAUUAUUUUUUCAAAAAAAUCAAGUUUUUUUUAUAAGCCGGAUAUAACGUUCUGAAUCUUUCGGUUAUAAUUAAAUUUGAAAAACCAUGAAAAAAAUACAGGAAAACGGGAAAAUUUACAAAAAUGAUGCUUUUAUUAUUUUCAAAGUUUUGGUUUUUUUGAUAUAAUUCAAUUAAAAAUGUUCGUAGAGACUUAAAAUGUCGACAUAAUCCUUAAUAUAUUUGCUUUUUGUAGACGUAGUACAAUUUUCAAAAAAUUUAAGACAGUUUUGAAAAUUCAAUUGUUAUUAUUGUAAAUAUCGGAUUCAUCUGUAAAAAUGUAAAACAAGUUUUUAUAAGGUCGGUACAAACAUUAGUAAGUUCGUUUAGUUUGUAGUAAAAAUAAUAUAUUACUUAAUAUUUAAUUUUACGAGACACUAUUUUUUUUUUUCGAAUAUUUAUCAAAUUUAAACGGUCCACGUACAAUAACCUUAAUAAUAAUAUCAUACACGUGUUUCUGUACAGUGCACUUCACGAUCUCAGCAAAGACAGAUUUUACACCAAUAUAUACAUAAAGAGUCACAUGAGAGCCAUGACUUACUUGAUUGGCAUUUUGGCCGGAUACGUGUACAUGAAGUUGAAAGAAGCUGAUUACAAAUUAUCACUGGUAAAUAGAAUAUAUCGGAAUAAUAUUACGAACUCAUAUAAAUGUAUAAUAUUAAACUAGACCGACAUGAGUAUAAUGCCGAAUGUGGGUGUCAAAUAUUUCACGAAAAUUGUAAAUGAUACAACCUAUAUUUUAUUUUAUUUUUUUGCGGGAUCAGUUGCGGUAGCAUGUUUUAUUCAAAACCAUCCCUCACGAGAACAUCUCUCGCGUCUCGUAGAAUAGUCGUAUUAUUUAUAAUUAUUAUUAUUUAAUUUGUUUUGGAAAGAAGAAGACUUUUUCCGAAUUUAACUCCGUUUUACAAUAUUUCCAUCUCAAACGUAAUUAUGCCUCAAAAAAAAGUCAGUAUUAAGCUUGUUUUUUUUUGUACAUUUUUUUUAUACUAUUACGUAUUUAAAAUCAAAUAAAAAUCUGAGUUCAAUGCGGACUGUAGUGUAUUUUUGUAUAGUUUAUACAUUGAAAAUGAAAUGGUUAACAUGCAUUCUUUAUAAUUACCAUGAAGUAAUAUUCAUCUGCAAUAAAGGCCGUGCAAAGUCCCUUUGCUCUUGAAGUAAGAGGCGGUAAAUGGUACUCUUUAAGUAGUGUGUAUAUCGUGCUAUUAAAAUUCUAAAAAUAAUUUUCAAAUUGUACAAAAUCGAAGAAAAUUUGGAAAACCGGCACCAGGACCUGGAACCUCCCAUAAUUAAAUCAAUUAACGAAGUGCAUUAACGUUUUAUUUGUAAUAAUUUAUAGAACAGUCGGAUAUUCUGGGCUCCGGUCGUCCUAAUGAUUGGAAACUGUAUAUAUUUGAGUUCCGGAAUUUUCUUCGCGUUGGGCCACAAAUACGUGGCUUAUGAACACGCGAUAUAUUUUACACUCGGUCGACUGGUGUGGUCCGUACUCAUAUGUUACGGGAUCAUAGGUCACGGAUUGUCCGGAUUUGGUAUGACGUUUGAAAAUAUUAUCUUGAUUAUAAUAUUAUAUUUUUCCGUUCAACCGUUUGUCUCCCGUGUUCUAAGGUGUUUGUAUAAGCGACUUUUUGGGUCAUCGAAUUUUUCACGUUACCGGAAAAUUAGUUUUCUGCAUCUACAUGUUCCAAGAGAUCAUUCAACUGCAGACAAUCGCUUCUAUGAGGACACCGACGUACCAGAACUUAACAUUAAUGGUAAAUUUAAUUAUGAUAUAAUUUGUUAAAUUUGAUAGCUGACAUGAUAAUAUUGAUGUCUCGAUAAAUGAUCGCGGAAAAUUGAGCGUGCGGCAAUUUGAAAAGAAGACUAUAUUGAAUUCAAAGACAAUUGAGCAUAAUAAUUUUUAUAACAUAUUCUAUAACAAUAUAACAUAAUAUACAAAUAAAUACAAACAUGGUUUAUGUGCAGUGUGCGCUUAUUAAUGCAGGCUAUGUUAGUGCGCUUAUCCGCUUGCCAUCUGCGGAAGGUUCAGACGAUUAUCGUCUAUAAUAAUGUACAUGUCCAGUGUUACAGAAAAAAAAACGUACAAAAAUGUAUGUGUUUUAAACAUUAGAAUAAAAUUGUAUCGUAAAUAUUUAAGAACAAAAUAAUAAUUUAAAAAGAAAUGUAAUUCUUUAUCUUUUAGUUAUUUUAAUCAACUUUUCGAAAGUUUUUAACAUUUUUGUAUAAAUCACUCCGCAACCUGUAGCUGUAUGUGUACGAUUUGUACGCGUGAGGAUAUACCCAUCCGUAUAAAACCCAUCAGUUAAAUAUAUAACUUCCAACUGAUCAACAUUCAAGUUAAUCAUUCAUACUACGAUUUAAAUAAAUAUUUUAAAUGAACAUUCACCGGUCCACUAAAUUUCAAAAUAUCGGUGAUUUUUUUUAUUUUUACAAUUUGAUAAAAAUUCUCAGAAUAGUUUUUCUAUAGUUUAUCGUUGCAUACAGAUAUACAUUAAAUUACUCAUAUAUCCUGCCUUCAACCCUUCCGACUUCCCUUAAUGGCACAUCCAUCAGUAAUAUCAAUUUCUUUUUUAUUAUUAUUACCAUUCUCGCGUAUAUUUUUUUUUUAAAUAAACUAUAACUCUUAUUUGUCUACGGGCUCAAUUGCCACCGAGCUCAAUAUUGUCACCACACUCAACUGUCGUAAAUCCAUACCAUACAAUACAAUUAUGUUUACACAGUAUGAUUUACUAUUUAGACUUGGAGAUUUGGCGGUGAUACCCUGAUGGCCAUGAUGUACGCAUUCGCUAUAAACGUAAUGAUCGAAUCGCCGUUCGAUAGACUUCAGAAAAACAUAAUGAAAUUAUUAUUGGGAGGUAAGAAGAAUAAUCAAACGUUUUAAUUGAAAUUGUAUCGUAAUCAAAAUACGAGUAGUUUCUAUAAUAUUAAUGAAUUGCGGUAUAAUUUAUUAGUGUUAUUUAUGUUUUAAUAAUAAAAUCAAAUGUGUUCGUUUCGUUAUUAAUAACUAAUGAAUCAUAGUGGUGAAUAGUAGCGAUUUUUUAAGAUUCAGAAAUUGAGACCGAUUUUCGAAAUAUUAUUAGAGAGUUAAAUAUAAUAUAUUAUUAUCUAUUCUAUACAUUGAUAAUCUCAUAAACAAAUACGGUACUGUGCCCAGUGAAGUCGGUACCCGAUGUCAGAAAACUUUACCAAUGACAAAAAAAACCUAAAGCUGUCAGUUGGACAUUCACUCAUAUGUUUAUUGUAAAAAAUAUUCAAAUAAAAAACUUUAAACAUUUUCAUUAGCGCCACUAUAGACAUGGCGCCCGGUGCGUGGGCACCUCUAUCAUCCUUAAACAAAUAUAUAUAAUGUAUAUAUGAUAUUUAAUCGAUCAAACAUUAAUUUAAUAUUAACGAAAAUUAAUUUUUGCCAAAUUACUCGUUAGAUAGACAGAAACGGAAAAUGCACAUCCGAUAUCUUCCAAAGUGUUGUAUGCUGUUAUCACAUAAUAAAUUAAAUUAAUAACAUACAAAUAAUAAAAUAAAAUUAUGUUAGUUUGCGAAUUAAAAUAAAUACCACUGCAUCCAAGUAAAUGUAUAGUAAAAUGUAUUACAUCAGGUGUAUUAGUAAAUUCCCAUACUUAAGUGGUUAAGACGUAAUAAGUAUAUUAUUAUUUAGUUAAACUUAAAAUUUCCAGAUACCAUCCAAAUGGUUUAUUUAGUAUUAUAACCUGUAUAGGAUAAUUUAUUAAGUGUGCUCAUCACUCUAUUUGUUUUUGGGGUUAAAUUUUGCAUACAUUCAAAUUCUGAUUUUUGGAAUUUUUAACUGUAAUGAAAGCCGAUAUUUUCGAAUACUUGUAUUUUUCACGAUAUUUAAGGAGUAUCCUGUAGAGAUACCGACUACCCUCUUCCUACCUAAACAUAAAAGUGGAAUACCUCGUUACGGGUUAACGAAAAUCCAAAAUGUAUUUAAAUUAAUAUUCCAUCUAUUUAUGGAUUUUCUAAUAUAAUUUCUCAUUUGAAACAUCAAAGUCGGUAUCACCACAGGAUAAUUUUUUAGUGGUGCGAAAAAUCUAAAUGUUCGAAAAAAUCGACUUAACUUUACAUUUAAAAAUUCCAAAAAAUCAGAACUUGAAUAUACGCAAAAUUUAACCAAAAAAAUGGAGUGAACACGCUUAGUAAAUUACUAUGCAUAAGUGUAUUAUUUUCCCGUUCAAUUUAAUAAUAGUAACUAAACGAUUUAUUAAUAUUUUAAUUAAUAUUGUACCUGUACACUCAUAUUAAUUGUUUUUUUAUAGACAUGUUUUCAAAGCCAAAACCUUCAAAACGCUCGAUUCGUGAAACCAUCGAUACGACUAUUACUACGAGUACAACUACAUUAUAUGUUGUAAAUUAUUCGGGAGACGAACAAUUUUCGGUUUCCUAAAUACUUAAAUGGAUAACUAUAUACACACGUUAUAUUAUUAUGGGUGUUAUUUUGUACGCCUUCCAUCAUUAUUGUGAAAAAUUGAUACACAAAAAUUACGAGGCUAGAUAAAUAAUAAUAUAUUGUAAAUCGAAUAAGUAAUCGAGUUUAUUAUAUAAUUUUUGUGUAAUGUGUACGUCUAGUCAAAACGUGUAACAAAAAUAUAGUUUAUGGAUUAUAACCGUAGAAUCCAUUAUGUAAAAAAAAAAAAAACUAUUUAAUAUUAAUAUGUGUAACUUAUAUUUAUUAUCAUGUCAUAUAUAAAACAAUUAAUCUAUAUUAUAUAUUAUAUUAAUUAAUAAAUAAUUUUUUGGCAGACAUUUCGAUUUGAUAAGUGCACAUACCUUUACCUACAAAAAACCGUAAAGGUUACGAAAUAAACCUUUAAAGAAACCCGUAAAAAUCUCGUCAUUUCAACACACUCAAUCGUAAUGAUUUAUGCGUACAGAUAUAAAUUAAAUGAUAUCCUUCCUUUUCAACCUAGAACAGGUUUCAUCAUAACAGCAUCAGGUGGUUUUUUUAUAUAUUUUUUAAAAUAAUUUUGAUUCAACAGCGAUAACGGACGGAAUUGAUAUUAAAACGGCAGAAUCUAUAAAACUCCACAUUGUGAUUACCUACUCGUAAAAAAAUGAGAACUGGGAAGCAUAUCUAUAGGUUUUU
This is a messenger RNA of Cinara cedri, 22084 nucleotides long. The record is from the annotation of a GenBank genome assembly. Lineage: Eukaryota; Metazoa; Arthropoda; Insecta; Hemiptera; Aphididae.